This is a messenger RNA of Rotaria sordida, 459 nucleotides long. The record is from the annotation of a GenBank genome assembly. NCBI's taxonomy places the organism in Eukaryota, Metazoa, Rotifera, Eurotatoria, Philodinida, Philodinidae.
AUGGAUUCAUGCCGUCAAACAUUUGGCUCUAAUAAAUAUGAUUUAAAUCGUUUAAGUGAAUUUACAUUGUUCGGAAGUGAUGAUGAAUACGAUUAUGCUUUUACGCCAUGUGCUAUUGUAAAACCCGAUGCAUGCCAUGGCCACACUGUUUCGAACGAAAUGAGCUGCCAAUAUGAUCGCUCUUUUCACAUGUGGUCUACGAUGUCAUUCAUAGAUAGUAAAUCACCAUGGCCUCCUAAUGCAAAUGCAUCAUAUACGGAAAAUCCAGAUGGACCAGGAACAGGUAUUCUAAUGACAACAACUAAUGGUGAUCCAUGUUUUGGAGUUACUCGUUAUAUGAGAAUUACAUUUAUCUGUGAUAAAACUAUUGAACAACCAGCAAAUAUGACUGUUGUAGAAUGGAUUAGAUGUGAUUUUCACGUUGAAGUGAGAGCUGCACAAGCUUGUCCUAUACAAUAA